Molecule: messenger RNA, 3108 nt
Organism: Anneissia japonica
Lineage: Eukaryota; Metazoa; Echinodermata; Crinoidea; Comatulida; Comatulidae
Product: N-sulphoglucosamine sulphohydrolase-like
Exons: 5
Coding region: 106-1602 (498 amino acids)
Biological process (GO): heparan sulfate proteoglycan catabolic process; glycosaminoglycan catabolic process
Molecular function (GO): N-sulfoglucosamine sulfohydrolase activity
Source: RefSeq, a predicted model, not a curated record
ACUUUUCACUUGAUUGACGCGUGUUGUACUGGAACGUCCAAAAGGGAUGUUUAGAUUUAUCUAUGAUUAAAGUACCAAUUUCAAGUAUAAGUUACCAGAAGCGCAAUGUUUGAGCUUAAAACAAUUUUGCUGAUAGCCGUCGUGUACUUACUUCGUUGUGAAGCGAAGAGUGGCAACGUUCUUUUAAUUAUUGGUGAUGAUGAUGGGUUUGCAUCCCAAGUAUACAACAACACCGCUAUCAAGACUCCUCACUUCAACAAACUUUCUGAACGAAGUCUAACCAUCAAGCAUGCUUACACCAGCGUCAGCAGCUGCUCGCCAAGUCGGUCUGCCAUCUUAACUGGUCUGCCUCAGCAUCAGAAUGGCCAGUACGGCCUUCAUCACUCAUUUCACCAUUUCCAGUCCUUUGACAAAGUGCAGAGCCUACCACUUAUGCUCAAGAGUAGUGGAAUAAGAACAGGUAUCAUUGGAAAGAAGCACAUUGGACCAGACACAGUGUACAAGUUUGACCAUGAAUGGACAGAGGAGGAAUAUUCCUUGCUCCAAGUUGGCCGAAAUAUUACCAACAUGAAAAACCUUGUUCAUAAAUUCAUCACGAUGGAUAGUGGCCCUUUCUUCCUGUAUGUGGCUUUUAACGAUCCACAUCGCUGCACUGGUAGUAAGUAUGGCGAGUUCUGUGAGAAGUUCGGCAAUGGAAGUCCUGAGUUUGGAGUUAUUGAAGACUGGAAGCCAACUUACUAUUCCUUGGAUGAUGUAUAUGUACCACCAUAUCUUCCAGAUACACCAGCAACACGGGCAGAUAUCUCUGCACAAUACACAACACUCAGCAGAUUAGAUCAAGGUAUUGGGCUGCUUCUGAAAGAAUUGGAGCUUACAGGUCACCUGAACGAUACACUGGUCAUAUACUCAGCCGAUAAUGGGAUUCCAUUUCCAAAUGCGAAGACCAACCUCUAUGAACCAGGAAUGGGUGAGCCUAUGUUGAUCUCGAGCCCCUAUCACACAUCACGUUGGGGAGAAGUCAGCGACUCCUUCACCAGUACCACAGAUAUAGUUCCAACGAUCCUCAAUUGGUUUGGUGUCGACUUCCCCAAGUAUAAGAUCUUUAGCAGGAAUGUUCAACUUAGUGGGAAGUCUAUGCUGCCAUUGUUAAAUGCAGAGCCCAAAUCAGGUUGGAAUUCGGUCUACUCCAGCCAUGAUUUACAUGAAGUAACAAUGUACUACCCGAUGCGCGUCAUCCGAAAUCAGCAGUACCGUUUGAUACAUAACCUGAACAACGGCGCCCCCUAUCCAAUUGCUCUUGACAUUAUGGUCUCACCAACAUUCAAUGAUACAUUACAUAGAACAUCUGAAAACAAGACAACCAACUGGUUUAAGACGCUUCACCAGUAUUAUUAUCGUGACGAGUGGGAGCUCUUUGAUGUUAGUAAGGAUCCCCUGGAAGUUAAGAACUUGGCUAAGGACGUUAAUUAUCAGAAUAUUCUUAAUGAAAUGAAGAAAGAUCUUGCAAAAUGGCAAGAAGCGACUGACGAUCCGUGGAGAUGCGUUCCAGGCGGAGUGCUCUAUCAGGGUACUUGUCUGCCUCUAUACAACAAUCGAGAUUAGUUGUAUACAAAAUUUUGCUGGGCAUUAUUUUAUAAUUGAUAAAAAGACAGGGUUUAAUAUACAGUAGGCCUAUUAUUAUUAUAUUUAUUGAUAUAACGUCAUAAAAUUGAAUCUGUAAUGGUAGCAUGGGGUGGCGCCAACGGAUGGGCCAGUUGUGCCAUGGCUCAGCCAUCGGGGAAUCAUGGUAAAAUCUAUCAGGGAAAAAAUAAUUUAAAUAAUUUUCUAAGCUAGAAGCAGCUGGACUGAGAUGCCAUUUUUAGGCAUCUCUUAGAAGUGACGUAAAACCUUUAUGCUUUAACCUCAUUUCCAACCAUGGUGGAGCUGAGUUGGUUGUGACCCAUCUGAAAUGCUUACGCCCCCACUUAAAGCUAGAUACAGAUACCUAUAACAUGAUGGAAUACUUAAUACUAGUACUGUAUAUGUUUUAUAGGUACUAGGGAUUAGUAUAACACAGGUCUUUCAUUAUACUGUAUUGUAGAACUAUAUUUUACAUAUUUAUGAUUAUAUUCCAAGAUUAUAUUUUUUGUUACAUAUUAGUACAUCAUCUUUAUGCUAUUUUAUAUAUUUGGUAUCAGUAUUGUUUAACUAUGUAUUUUUUUUAUAGCAUUAAAUGCAUAUUCCAUAUGCUGUCCAAGCAUUACAAAUGUAUGAAACAAAGUAUUAUUAGUUGUAUGUUUCUACAUUAUCAGAACCAAAAAUCAUGCAAAUUUUCUUAUUGAAUGAAGCACUUUAGGCUGUCAGGUCUGUGGCAGUGUGCAGAAUCACACACUAUUGCAUCUGCCAGCAUACUUGUAAGGCACUUUCUCAGAAAGAAUAUAAGUACUGCACUGGUUUCCAUAAAAUUGCUCAUGCUAACGUUAAUACAUUUAAAGAAUUGAACCACGGACAGUGGGAUUGGAGGCAAGGCACAGCUCCAUUAAACCGUCCACACAUUGGUCACUAACUGAAAAAAGAGGCUCCUGGGCAUGAGCAUCGGGUCAAAAUUACUCUAAACAUUGUCCAUUAUCUGACCAUAUUAGGCAUUGGUCAUCUGUCGAUGACCACAGCAUUAACUGAAAUGAACCUUGACACAUUCCAUCCACAGCAUAGAAUAUAUCUGCGUAAACCCAGUAUACUAAAAAAAACACACAUUUGCAAUGGUGACAUUCUUCCAAUUGUUCAACGACUUUAAUUACUUGAAUUAAUUUAAUCUACAUAUUGAUACAAAUUAUUACAAUUCCAUAAAAUUUAAGAGGUUAUUACAAUAUUAAAAAUACUUAAAUUCUUAAUGAAAAAUAAUCUAUUUGUGUAACAUUUAGGCAGGAAAAAAUGUGGAAUAUAAACCAAAAAUGAUAUGGUCAUGUUAUAGAUAAAUCACUAAAUUAUAUAUAAUUACUACAGUAGUUUCAAUUUUAUAGAAUGAACUUUUGUACAAACAAUGGUAGAAAAUAUAAGUUCUGUCCAUGAUUAAAACCUCUUGAUGUCUGCCUGCCAAAUGGUUCGGUAAAAUUAUAGAAGCAUCCCAUA